AUGCUGCGUGGAAAGCAACCGCGACCCGCAGUUAUUAUAGAAUGGCACAUUGAAACUACAGGCCUGCGGGUGACUGUUGACUUCGCUUUGUGCACCGUUAUAGCGAUAUUUCCUUCAUCGCGCAACACGAAGUUCUUCGUUCUAAGGACGGCUCAAAAACUCAACUUGUUGACUUGUCGUCAUUUCGUCAAGCACGAUUUCGGGUACCUUUUCGCAUGCGUCCACUUUGCUAUUGUGCCUUUCUUGCUUAUCUCUUCGACUUAACGGCAUCAGCUUCUGAGAUCUCGACGUUUUGCUUCCAUGCACAACAUGCAAUUCGUCGGAAUAGGAACAAAUGUCGAACUUUUCUCUCCCUGACCCCGGGUCGCAGCGUCCUUGGCACCCGCUCCUUGUUUUUAUCGAUGUUCACACAACAACCUUUGGCUGCCCACAAUUUUUUGGUGGUAACUAUUCGGCUCAUCAAGUGUAGCAACACGAAAAAAAAAGGCCUUUCACGUCACCCCAAACUAGCGUUUCUCUCGUUCAUUGUUUGCGGCGGGAGUCUUUGUGCUACAUUAGGCCGUAUGUGCGAUCUGACAGGCACGACAUGGUCCCGAGCUUCAGAAGCCUACUUACAAUGGCCUAUUCUUGGUCUUUCAAGCAAAGCUGUCCAUCUCUGGAAAUCUCCAAUUCGAACAGCGGAAGAUAUAUAUACGCGUGAGAUAUAGUAACUGCUGUUACUUUAACUUUCCCAUCAUACGCAGAGCACAAUCCGCAUGGCGCAACCUACACUGAGGGAUUUUCUCCACUUGGGCGCCAAUCAGACUUAUUCUUGCCACGCUCUCUUUCAUCGCUUACAGUCAACCCAUUCCACAUUACGCGCUCUAGGGAUUCCAAGGGAUGGGCACGUACGCCCACAGUCCAUUGCGCCUGACAACGUCGUGACGCUCCAUAUCGACCAGCCUACCAACCUCGAGCAAGACUCGUAUUUUCCCCAUGUCCUCAAUAGACUCAAGGAUGAACGUGUUCUUAUAACCAAAAUCCUGAUGGGCCAAACGAACUGCAGUAUUUUCAGCGAAAAUCACUUGUGC
Guyanagaster necrorhizus is the source of this 1070-nucleotide messenger RNA. RefSeq lists its product as uncharacterized. The transcript is spliced from 4 exons. The record is from RefSeq and is a predicted model, not a curated record. Lineage: Eukaryota; Fungi; Basidiomycota; Agaricomycetes; Agaricales; Physalacriaceae. Bases 216 to 707 code for a protein of 163 amino acids.